Olea europaea var. sylvestris is the source of this 612-nucleotide messenger RNA. RefSeq lists its product as uncharacterized. The record is from RefSeq and is a predicted model, not a curated record. Lineage: Eukaryota; Viridiplantae; Streptophyta; Magnoliopsida; Lamiales; Oleaceae. The transcript has a single exon. Bases 1 to 612 code for a protein of 203 amino acids.
AUGAUGAAAGAAUUUGAGAUGAUUGAUAUUGGAUUGAUGGCGCACUUUCUUGGAAUUGAAGUUAAGCAACAAAAAGAUGAUAUUUUUAUUUCUCAAAGUGCCUACGCAGCAGAUAUUUUAAAGAAAUUUGGAAUGGAGAAGUGUAAUCCGGUUAAUACUCCGGUUGGAACUAGACUGGAACUCCGCAAAAAUAAAGAUGGUGAUGUUGAUCCUACAUAUUUCAAGAGCUUGGUUGGAAGCCUUAGAUAUCUAACAUGCACCAGAUCGGAUAUACUAGAUGGCGUAAGAUUGAUUAGCAGAUACAUGCAGACACCAGAUCAGUCCCAUCUUAAUGCAGGAAAAAGAAUACUCCACUAUCUUAAAGGUACAAUCAAUGAAGGCUUAUUUUAUACAUCUACUAAUGAUUUUAAGCUCACUGGUUAUUCAGAUUGUGAUUGGGGAAGAGAUAUAGAUGAAAGGAAAAGUACAACUGAAUUUGUAUUUUUAUUGGAAAAACUGCAUUCACAUGGCCAUCCAAAAAGCAACCAAUUGUUACUUUAUCUAGCUAUGAAGCUGAGUAUGUUGCUGCAAAAUCAGCUGUAUGUCAUGCUAUCUGGUUGCGUAAUAUGCUGA